Colletotrichum scovillei is the source of this 4576-nucleotide messenger RNA. Its product is annotated as potassium/sodium efflux P-type ATPase. The record is from RefSeq and is a predicted model, not a curated record. Gene Ontology annotation, molecular function: P-type calcium transporter activity; ATP hydrolysis activity; ATP binding. Gene Ontology annotation, biological process: intracellular calcium ion homeostasis; calcium ion transmembrane transport. NCBI's taxonomy places the organism in Eukaryota, Fungi, Ascomycota, Sordariomycetes, Glomerellales, Glomerellaceae. The transcript has 3 exons. The coding region runs from base 894 to 4331 and encodes 1145 amino acids. Gene Ontology annotation, cellular component: plasma membrane.
CUCCAGCGCCCCCUGCUCUUUCCCUACCUUAAUCCAUGCCCCACCACCGGACCCCACUCCCUCUGGGUGCCCCACUUCCGUCCACGCCGCUUCCCUCCGCCAAGAGCUCCGCCAAGGUCAUCGUCACCCGAGGACCACCACCCAACCGGACCGUCUUUGCACUCAGUCUCUGUUCGUUUCUGCCUUUUCCAACUCCAAACCAAACCUCCGAGGAAACUGGAACGGUCUCCAAAAGCCAAGAAGCUCACCACCCGCCAAGUUCAGCCAAGUCAAGCUUCCAUGUCUACCGCCUUGGUACAACCACCAACGCCCAAUCACACACUUUCAGUCGGCACAAUGACCGAAUGCCUUUUUUUCUUUUGCAAGCUCUCGUGCCAAUGUUCCCUUCACGACAACGCCCCUCUACGAAGGGGGGGCGUGUUAUCAUAUGCCCAGACCUUGGCAUCUUUCCCAGCUUUUUCUUUCUCUUUCUUGCACUUCCCCAGUCUGACGCUGAUGACCUUGUGGGUUACGAGGCACAAGCUUCCAAACUUUUUCGAAACCCUGCGCAUUUUCAAGUCUACCAGUCUCCCGGCUGUCAGUCUAUAAAGGUAGCCUUGUCCCCCCUCAACCUUUGUGAUCUCAAACUCUAGAUCUGCCGGUCAAACAGCUUCCCCUCUACUUCCUUCCAACCACACAACGGAAGAAGAAGCUUUUCCAAGGUUACCAAGCCAACCUCCAACCAUCGUCUCUGACCUCAUCCGCGAGUGAGAGGCAUCAACACUACCACCGCCUAUCUUCAGCCUCGAUUUGGCAAGUUCUACAGCUGAUUCAAGCUUCUCUCCACCUACCACCUCGAUCGUGAAUGGAAACAUCCUACAUCGCAUCGACGUCGCCAGCUCAGACACGACACAAUGUCUGGUGACUACCCAAAACACCCCUUCCUGCUGACGGUCCAAGAGACCGCUCAGGCGCUCGGAGUUGACCCCGACAAGGGAUUGUCUUCGCAGCAAGUCCAGCAGGCUUCGGACAAGUACCCUCCCAAUGAGUUCGAAGUCGGCGAGUCGGUGCCAUGGUACACCAUUCUGAGCAAGCAGUUGUUCAAUGCCAUGGUGCUCGUUCUCGUCUUCGCCAUGAUUCUGAGUUUCGCCAUCAACGACUACAUUGAGGGCGGCGUUCUUGCUUUUGUCAUUGUCGCCAACGUCACCAUCGGUUUCUGGCAGGAAUACCGCGCUGAGAAGCAGAUGGAUGCUCUCCGCACUCUGUCUGCCCCCUCUGCCAACGUUCUUCGCGACGGAAAGACCAAGGUCAUCCCCAACGCCGAAGUCGUCCCGGGUGACAUUAUUCUUCUGAAGAUGGGUGAUACCGUCCCUGCCGACAUGCGCAUGUUCGAGGCUAUGAACCUGUCUUGCGACGAGCAGUCUCUUACCGGUGAAGCUCAACCCGUCGAUAAGACCACCGAAGCCAACAUCAUAGUCCCUGGCUCCGAGAAGAAAGCCACCGAAGAGGGCGAGGUCGGUAUCGGUGACCGUCUCAACAUCGCAUACGCCACAACAAUUGUCCGCAAGGGCCGUGGUCGCGGUAUUGUGGUCGCUACUGGCAUGCAGACCGAGGUCGGCAAGAUCGCUGCAUCUACCCAAAAGAAGACUCGCAAGCCCGGUCGCUCCAUGAAUUACAAGAAGUACGGCAAGCGUCAGCCCGUUGUUGGUCUCUCGAGACGUGUCUACGAUGCUGUUGGCAAGUUCUUGGGUCUCACUGAGGGUACCCCUCUGCAGAAAAAGCUGGCCGCUCUGGCCUACCUUCUUUUUGGUUGUGCCAUCAUCCUGGCCAUCAUUGUCUUCGCUGCUCACAAGUUCGAUGUCACUGGUGAAGUCAUCAUCUAUGCCGUUUCUCUCGGUAUUGCCAUUAUCCCGGAAUCUCUCGUCGCUGUCCUCACAAUUACAAUGGUUGUCGCCGUGACGGUCAUGCGAAAGUCCAACGUCGUCGUCCGAGACCUUUCUGCCCUCGAGGCCCUUGGUGGUGUAACCAACAUUUGCUCCGACAAGACUGGAACCCUUACACAAGGUGCUAUGAUUGUCCGCAAGGCCUGGCUUCCAUUCUCCCACACCUACACAGUCCGAGACUCGCAAAGCCCCAAUGACCCGACCAAGGGUCGCGUCACCCACUCAGAGUCCAAGGAGCAGGAGAAGGUCGUCGAUGAGCCCCCCAAGCGCGACUACGAUCAGGAGCGAUCUGCCGCUGUUCUCAAGUUCGAUGUCCCCGAGGAGAAGCUUCAGAACAAGCAGCCUGCGAAGGCGCCCGAGGCCGAGAAUGAGGCCGAGAUGACCCCGCGCCUCAAGGCCUUCCUCCUGUCUUCCGCUCUCUGCAACCUGGCCACUGUCCGAUACGACGAGGAAGAAGCCAAGUGGCAAACCACUGGCGAACCCACAGAGAUUGCUCUUCAAAUCUUUUCACACCGCUUCAAGCUUGGAAAGAAGUCCCUCGAGGGCCUUGGCUGGAAACAACUUGCUGAAUUCCCCUUCGACAGCUCCAUCAAGCGUAUGUCUGUCAUUUACGACAUCCCCGAGAACGACGAGACUGCCGAUAUCUGGAGUCCCGAGAACAGUCUGGUCUUCACCAAGGGUGCUGUCGAGCGCAUCCUGGAUCUUUGCACCCACAUCGGGUUCGGCGAGGACAGACAGGAGCUCACCGACGCCUUGAAAGAGGACGUUCUCAGCCAGAUGAACGAGUUGGCCUCCCAAGGCCAGCGAGUCCUCGCCAUCGGCUGCCGCGACUGGAAUGGAAAGUUUACCACCAAGCAGGCUGACGUCGCCCAGGAGAAGGAAGAUGCUCUGCGUACCGAAGUUGAGCAGGGUCUCACUCUCCUAGGUCUCGCUGGUAUCUACGACCCUCCCCGCCGCGAGACUAAGCCAUCCAUCGCCGAAUGUUCAUCUGCCGGUAUCAAGGUCCACAUGCUUACGGGCGACCACCCCGAGACAGCCAAGGCUAUCGCUAAGGAAGUCGGCAUCAUCCCCAAGAACCUGGGUGUUCUCCCCGACGAAGUAGCCAAAGCGGUUGUGCAGAAGGCCACGGAUUUCGACAAGAUGACUGAUGCCGAGAUUGAUGCCAUGCCCGAGCUGCCUCUGGUCAUUGCCCGUUGUGCUCCCGAUACCAAGACUCGCAUGAUCGACGCCCUCCGUCGCCGCAACGCCUUCAUGGCCAUGACUGGUGAUGGUGUCAACGAUGCUCCUUCCUUGGCUCGUGCCGAUGUCGGCAUUGCCAUGGGCUCUGGUUCUGAUGUUGCCAAGUCCGCUUCCAAGAUUGUGCUUACUGAUGACAAGUUCAACUCCAUCGUUUCCGCCAUUCGCCAGGGUCGCCGCAUGUUUGACAACAUCCAGAAGUUCAUUCUCCAUCUCCUCAGCUCCAACGUUGGUGAGGUUAUUCUUCUGUGCUGCGGUCUUGCUUUCCGCGACGGUGCCGAUCUGUCCGUCUUCCCAAUUUCUCCUCUUGAGAUUCUCUGGAUCAACAUGGUUACCUCAUCCUUCCCCGCCUUUGGUCUGGGUCGUGAGCAGGCUGCUUCCGACGUUAUGCGCAAGCCCCCUCAGAACAAGAAGCGCGGUGUCUUCACCAACCAAAUCAUCAUUGACAUGAUUGUGUACGGUAUCAUCAUGGGCGCCUUGACCUUGGCCACUUUCAUCAUUGUUGUUUACGGAGCCAACGGCGGAAACCUGGGUUCCGAGUGCAACAAGACCUUCACCGAGGCUUGCAGACCCGUCUUCCGCGCCCGCGCCGCUGUCUUUGCCGAGCUCACCUGGAUCAUUCUCAUCUCCGCCUGGGAGUUCAAGAACCUUCGCCGCUCCAUGUUCCGUCUCAACCCCGACAGCAAGAGCAAGUUCCCCUUCUUCAAGGACAUUUACGGCAACAAGUUCUUGUUCUGGGCCGUCAUCAUCGGUGCCCUGUCUGUGUUCCCCGUCAUCUACAUUCCGACCCUCAACACCACACUGUUCAAGCACAUCGGCAUCACUUGGGAGUGGGGCAUUGUCGUCGGAUUCACUCUCCUGUACGUCGUUGGCGUCGAGGCUUGGAAGUUCGUCAAGCGCACCUUCAACCUCCUCGACGACCACCAGGUCGUUCGCGGCGCAUUCAGCCAGGGUGGCGAAGACGAGGGCCGCGACUUCAAGAAGACCAUCACCUUCAGUUCUUUCAAGAGUUGGCACUCUUUCGGCCGCAAGGAUACUGGCGAGUCGACGGGCCGCCGUAGCCGCUCUCAGCACCGCACCAACACCAACCUCUCGGGCGAUACCCACACUGCUGAUGCUUCCCCGAGCAACAGCAAUGACGAGAAGGCGCGCAUGGCGGGCGGCGAGUGCUGAACGGCAUAGCCCUAUUUUAUUGUUUUUCUGUGAUUUGAUUCGCAAAGAGUUAAUGAUACCACUGUCACGAAGAGGAUUUGUCGCAUAGUGCAAAAUCCAUGAUUUGACGGCCUAGUCAGAAGAGGAAAGAGACAGGCCGUGUUCCAGGUGGAGGAUGAUUGUAUUGCACCCUUGAGAGGGCUUUUACACGGUACUAAGAAUUAGCAUCACGAUGGAUCGAUAGACCGUCCUGAUUUUGAUAGGCU